Pseudophryne corroboree (corroboree frog) is the source of this 1296-nucleotide messenger RNA. RefSeq lists its product as uncharacterized. The coding region runs from base 39 to 1094 and encodes 351 amino acids. The record is from RefSeq and is a predicted model, not a curated record. The transcript has a single exon. Lineage: Eukaryota; Metazoa; Chordata; Amphibia; Anura; Myobatrachidae.
AGGACUAGAGGCUCCAGGUCUAUAGCAGAUAUACAGUAAUGAUGGCUGAGUCAAACGCUACCGGAGACAUUGGGAAGGUAAAACUUCAGCAAAGGAUAAGUGUGAAAGGAAUGGAAUUAUAUUAUGUACCUAGGAAGCUCUUAUCCAUUGGGGAAAUUUCAGCAAAGUUGAAGGAUAAGACAACAUGGACUGUCAGUGGGAGAAGAAUGUUUGAAACACUUGGACAGGUGAGGCCCCAUCACUUCCAGCACAUGCAGGUGUCUUUUCCUAUCACUCACCUGCAGCAUGUCACUGGCAGGAGAUCUAUGGAUGGGAUUUAUUCCCUAGGGGGCUUCAUAGCAAAACAACAUGAUCGUAGACCUGAACUUAAUGAUCUGUCAUUCUGGAGUGUAGAUGUCUCUUCACAUGACAUGGAGGCUGCUCGGGAAGAGGCGUAUGAGGCUGUCAGAAGGGUGGUGACACCAGCAGAUGGGGAGAAUUACCGCAGAGAGAUAAAGGAGCAAUUCGCCAACUCUCCGGCAUUUCUGAAAACUUCUCGCUAUGGGAACUUCAGAUUCUCCUUCCCCCUGUCUGACCUGCUGGCUCAGUAUAAGAGUCAGUUCUGUGGAGGGGAAGAACCACAGCUCAGGAUUCUGGGCACUGACCUCUACAGACAGGAGAUCGCUCAUUACAUUGUAGUGCAUGGUCCUGAUGCUGACCAGUACAUGGACCUCCCAGUGGUGCUCAGUGUCACCAGUGGCUCCGGUCCUCUGCCCUUUGUCUACUGGAUGGAUGGAACAUUGCACUGGAGGCCUGAAUCCACCUCUCUGGCCUUGAAGGUAAAGAUUUCUGAAGAUGUUUUUGUCACAAGGGAAUGCUACAAGCUGUGUGACUGGUAUACCACUAGGGGGGAUUGUGUUCAUGAUACCUACAGUGUUUGGAACCACCUGGUUUUCGCUUUCCAUAUCCCCAAAGGUCAACACCUGAAGAUUCCAAAACAGGACCUUCGGAAGAACCUGUCGGUCUGCGGUAAAGGGGACCCAUUUCUGGGGACUGAGACAACACUAAGUGCUAUAGAGGCGCAGGAUAUUAUCAACAGCUUGGAUAAAUCCUGAAGCAAAUAUUGAUAAUGUGACAAUCAGAAGAGAAUGUUGCAUUUAUUAGAUCACUCUAUUGUUGGCAGAAUGCGGCCGUCGGGGUGGUAAAGAAAGCUUAUGUUAAAAUAUAUCAAAUCUAUUUCUAAUAUGGUGUUUAAUUGGCUGUGCAAUCAACAUCACACAUGAUCUAAUGUUAAGAUGUUAAGAUGACGCAUUUAUU